Molecule: messenger RNA, 1464 nt
Organism: Rotaria sordida
Lineage: Eukaryota; Metazoa; Rotifera; Eurotatoria; Philodinida; Philodinidae
Source: the annotation of a GenBank genome assembly
AUGACUCAAGCAAUGCCACCACUUCGUCUUAUUGCUCAACCAAAAGCAUCAUAUCGAGAACGAUAUAUAUGUGAAACAGAUCGUCGUCGUAAUCGAGCUCAGCGUUUUGUUCGUGCUGAUAAAAAUCCAUAUCAACUUGUUUAUCCAACGAUUGAAAUUCCAAAUGAGUGGAUAAUAAAAAGUCAACAAUCAUUAUAUAUUCGUUUAACUCUUGUUACUGUUCCAAAUGAAUAUGUGCAUGUUAGAUGUGUACAUCCUUAUCCAAUUGAUACAGAAGAUAUUCAUGUUAUUAAAGAUCCACCGACUAAUUCUCUUUAUUUUCCAAUAUCAGAUGAUGAAUUAUUUAUUGGUCAAAAAAGUUUUCAAUUUACUCAGAAAAAACUCACUAAAUAUCAAUUAAAAAAUCAUGGACCAUUAAGAAUUUUUAAUUCCGAUGAAAAAGAUAUACAACGUCUUGAAGAUCCAACAGAUUCUAAAAAAUUAAUCGAAAUUUAUGAUUUAAGACAUUCGCAAUUAGUUUUUUCAAUAGCCGUGUUUCAAGAUAAUAUUCAAUUACCAGUUAUAUACGAUAUUUCCUCUGUCUUUUCACAUCAAAUGACCGCAACUACAACAUCAAUAAACAAUGAUAGUAGUUUUCGAUGUUCACCUCAAAGUGGUGAUUGGCACGGUGGAGAAGAAAUUAUCAUGGUCAUUCCUAAAAUUGAUAAAAGAAAAUCAUUCACUGUUCGUUUUGUACAUCCUUUAAUAAAUCCAACAUCUAGUAUUAGUCUCGAAUUUCUUGAUACAAAAACUAUCUUAUUUUAUACACCACCAUGUCCAGUUCCAUUAACAAGAAAUAACCCGUCAAUAUCAAUUCCAAUUGUUGUUACGCAAAAUGGCCUAGAAAUUGCGCGAGUUAAUUUUGUUUAUCGAUCAUCAAAUAAAUGUCUGGCUUGUGGUACAAACUUUAUUUUUAAAAAUGUUAAUUCAUCAAAUAACAAUAAACGAUCAUUUAUAGAAUUUAAUGAAGCCGAUGAAAUCAAAUUUAAUGAACUAGCACGUGAUCGAACAAGAAAAAUAGAUAUCGAACAUUCUCAUAUACGAAAUUUAACUAACACAACACAGAAAUCGACACCUAUCAAAUUCAAUAAUCAAUUCGCAUUAUACGAUAAUCGUAUACUAGAAAGAAAUAUUGAUUCAGCAUUUAAAUUAAAUAAACGAACGAGUAAUUUUUUCGAACGAAAACCUACUCACGAUGAAAUAUUAUUAUUAAAUCCUACAGAAUUAAAUCAAAUCAGAUCAAGUGAAGCAAUUUCUAAGAAACGACCUAAACUUGCUAAACAAGUUGAGAAUAAAGGAAAUAAUUUAUUACGUGUAUUGGCCAGUGUAUCCACAAAUAAUGCUAAAGAGACAAUUGAAAAUAUUGCAACAAUAUUAGAUGAUGAAAUGAAACGAUAUUUAAUAUCAACGUUAAAUCAAGAUUAA